Messenger RNA from Mirounga angustirostris (Northern elephant seal), 1185 nucleotides. Its product is annotated as N-acetyllactosaminide beta-1,6-N-acetylglucosaminyl-transferase-like. Gene Ontology annotation, cellular component: membrane. Gene Ontology annotation, biological process: transforming growth factor beta receptor signaling pathway. Gene Ontology annotation, molecular function: acetylglucosaminyltransferase activity. Lineage: Eukaryota; Metazoa; Chordata; Mammalia; Carnivora; Phocidae. The record is from RefSeq and is a predicted model, not a curated record. Bases 1 to 1185 code for a protein of 394 amino acids. The transcript has 3 exons.
AUGAUGGUCUCUUGGAAGCAUUGUCUUUUUACCGUGUCUCUUAUCACUGCCCUGAUUUUUGUCUUUGUUUACAAUAACGAGUUAUGGGAGGAGAAGCAUUUUCUGAAGGCAUCUCUGUCCAAUGCUUCACUGUUAGCAGAAGUCUGUCAUCGGAUUUUUAAGGGGAAGGUUUUUUACCCAAGAGAGAAUGCAUUGAAAACCACCCUCAGUGAAUCUACCUGUUACGAGUACAUGGCUCAAAGUCACUAUAUAACAGAAACACUAUCGGAAGAAGAAGCGGGGUUCCCUUUGGCAUACACGGUGACCAUCCACAAAGACUUUGGCACUUUUGAGAGACUCUUUAGGGCAAUUUACAUGCCCCAAAAUGUCUACUGUGUUCACGUGGAUGAGAAGGCGACAAAUACAUUUAAAGAUGCAGUGAAGCAAUUACUGAGCUGCUUCCCAAAUGCUUUCCUGGCUUCCAAGAUGGAGCCAGUUGUCUAUGGGGGGAUCUCCAGGCUCCAGGCUGACCUGAACUGCAUCAAAGACCUCGCGGCGUCCGACGUGCCCUGGAAGUACGCCAUCAACAUGUGUGGACAAGACUUUCCCCUGAAAACCAACAAGGAGAUAAUUCGGUAUCUGAAAAGCUUUAAAGGGAAAAAUAUUACCCCAGGGAUUCUACCCCCCGGUCACGCUAUUGGACGGACUAAAUUCAUCCACCAGGAGCUAUUAAGCAAAAAAAAUUCCUACGUGCUUAAAACAACAAAAUUGAAAACUCCACCUCCUCACAACAUGACCAUUUACUUUGGCACUGCCUAUGUGGCCCUCACAAGGGAAUUUGCCAACUUUGUCCUCCAAGAUCAGCAUGCACUUGACUUGCUUUCCUGGUCCAAGGACACUUACAGCCCUGAUGAACAUUUCUGGGUGACCCUCAAUAGGAUCCCAGAAAGAACCAAGGCAAACAAAAAGGUUAUUCAAUCUGAAAAAGAUUUGAAAAAGGAUCACUGUCUUCACAAAAUUAAAAGAUUUGCUCAUUUGGAAGAAGAAUCUAGGGAUGAUUCUAAUCAGUUUGUUGAACAGAAACUUAAGGCUAACACCCUGGCUUCUCAACCUGGUUUAUCUAUUGGAAAUGGAUUUUUACACAUCUGGUUAUCAGUUACAGAUCAGAGAAGCAAUGGAAAACCAUUGCACUGCUGCAAAACUUAG